Cherax quadricarinatus is the source of this 2927-nucleotide messenger RNA. The record is from RefSeq and is a predicted model, not a curated record. Lineage: Eukaryota; Metazoa; Arthropoda; Malacostraca; Decapoda; Parastacidae.
UGCCUCACUACAGAGUUUGGGAAGCCGAAGACGCCCACCACCGCCCGUCCAGUGGUUAGACCUAACACACGGCCGCCCCCGACGUACCGCCCACAGCCUCCGCCACAACCCGCCACGGAACCCGCAGUCGAGGCACCUGAGGUAGAAGGAAGAAGCAGCUCUGGGGACAGCAGUGUAGCAGUGGUUGCCGGCACCGUGGGAGGGGUGCUAGGAGUGGUACUGCUGCUGCUGCUACUCUACAUGGUGGUACUCAGACGCAAGCUUAUCAAGGCCAAACACUCAGGGAAGGAGUCCAAGUACCAGCUGCGGGUGGAGGACGUGGCUCACAUCACCAACCUGGACGAGACCUCCAACACCUAUGUCAACACCACCGACCUCCAGAAACUGGUGGCCACCGUAAGGGCCAAAGGCAAGUCUACUGAGAGAGUCCCGACACCGCCCAGGAUGGUGCACCAGACGCCCACGCCCUACAAGCCGCCCCUCGGCCCCCACAGCAGUGUUCACCCAACGCAGGGCGAGAAAAAUAGCUUUUUGGGAGAAGGGGACGUUGUAUUAGUGAAGGCGCCUAUGCCUCUGCCAUAUAGCUCCCUCACCACCAACACUUGCAGUAUACCGACUCGAGAACAGCCGAAGCAAGAUGUUAUUUACUGCAACCUCCAGGAAACUCAACCGGCUCCCCACCUUUCUCCUCUAACAAACACCACUACCACUCCGCCACGCAGCAAGGUGGAAGCGCCUAGGAUAGCACCACCACCACCUCCUGCCAAGAUGAACAGCGUCCCGCUGCUUAAUUACCAGGAUGAUAGGUCGAACAGUGGGCCGGUAUCACCUACUAUCAUAGCUCGUCCUGCUCCUGCGCCUCCAGCUGUAGCGAAGUCACAGCGAAAUGACGCUAUCCCCACCCCGUCUCCAACACAGAAACCAACUCCACCACCGGUCUCUCACAAACCCAGUAAAGGACCUCGGGUAGAAACUAUAUCACCAACACAGGCACCCGCACCUGUCAAGCCAACGGUUCCCAAGCCCAUGCCUCCUACACUUCCGAAGCCAGGAGUCUCUAAGAAAGGAAAGGAUCUCCCGCCCCUUAAGAUGGCUCCCUUUCCUUUCAUUAAAAGCUGGAAGCAGCACGUGAGCACGCCAGACACCAGUAUUAUCGAGUUGACUCCGGACUCAACCCCCACUACUGAGAGCGUCGGGUCAGGGUCUAUCAGUGCAAAAAUUGCCUUCUUGGAAGGAAAGAUGAAGACACCCAGCAGAGCCACGGGACCCAGGACAUAAGCCUCGAGGACACCGAAGUGGUGUCACACUUAUAUGUCAGUAUCGCAGCGUCGUCCAGGCACUGGCGCAAUACACACUGAGAGGCCGAUAUUCGUGCUAAGGUCCACAAGAAGCAUAUCCCCAGAAUUUAGGUAAUUUGCUGAGGUAACGUAACUCCACAGUAUUGCUUCACAUUGUGGCUGGGGUGAGGUGUGGCUGACUAGAUGUCACCACAAGAGCACCCUGACUCACAUCCUCAUCCUGAUGCUCUCCUGGCCCUUCCCAACUACCCAUGAUAUCACGUCCAUCGCCCAACUGUUAUUAAUGCCCUGACAACCGGCAGAAGUGACGGGUAUUGCGUGGCGAAAGUACGCGACAUAUACCAUUGGUGCGAAGUAGCCAGGGUGUUCAGAGCAGUCUCCUCUGCCUCACUAGAUUCAACUGAGACUAUCACGGUGGUAAUCAUAUCUACGCCCUCUGGUAGAAGUUUCUUCUUAUCUACCUACUCUUCAGUCAUUAUAGCAUUAACAACUAGUGUGGCAGAACCACUUACUGGUACUGUUAUUGUGAUUUUUUGUGUAAAUAUUUUAGUAAUUAACCAUUUUCAAUUUUCUUCAACGUAAAUUGUAUAUAGUUAUAUGAUGAACCACGAUUAAUAAGUCACACUGAUCUCCGGUUGUGUUGGUGUUGUUCAGUGUUGAAAAUACAGUUGCAGUUGUCUGUGGCGUGUACUGCAUUGUAUGUUGUGUACUGUAGGUCCGAGGGCCAAGCAGCACGUUACAUCAUACCAACGAAUGAUAUAUAUGUGCCAGCAUUAUCAUAACUAUCACAAAGACAGUGAACCGCUAUCCAAGUCAGUGAUUCACAAAGGUAGUUAACAGAAAUUUUAAAAAUUGAGGCAGCGUCUGUUUCCGGUGGUUGUGUUCUGUGAAGUGCAAUAUUAUAAAGAUGUUGAGAGGACUUUCCUCUCUGGUAAGUCCAGCAUCCGGAGGUACCCACUGCACCCACUUCCUACCCCCUCUCCCCCACAUCGUGUUGAUGAAUACACGCACGCACACACACACACACACACACACACACACACACACACACACACACACACACACACACACACACACACACACACACACACACACACACACACACACACACACACCACACACACACACGAAACAAUUAAUUGCUAUGUGCAAAUAUUGUCUAUAAUAUGAGAUAUACAUAAUAAAGCUUUUUUUUUUAAUUAUUUUAAAAUUGUACUAUAGGUGUUUAUGUGCCACAUAGUCUUGAUAUAAUAUUUUAUGCAGUGUUAUAAAUUUACGUUUCAGUAUUUGACGUUAAAUAUUUUUAUAGAAGAUAUUUUUAAGGAUCUUGUGUAGAGAAGUGUUACCACCUCGUUACUGUUGUGUAGUGUUACCACCUCGUUACUAUUGUGUAGUGUUACCACCUCGUUACUGUUGUGUAGUGUUACCACCUCGUUACUAUUGUGUAGUGUUACCACCUCGUUACUAUUGAUUUGUAACCUUUAAGUGACGUGUGUGAAGCGAGGUACUGGCUUCACUAUGUGAUGCGAGGUACUGGCUUCACUAUGUGAUGCGAGGUACUGGCUUCACUAUGUGAUGCGAGGUACUGGCUUCACUAUGUGAUGCGAGGUACUGGCUUCACUAUGUGAU